AUGGGACAAGUCGAGUCCAAAAACAGGAAGCAAACAGAAAAAGAAGCCAUCUAUGCCAAAUUGGUGAUGCAUGCAGUUCGGUUGGAGAAGCACAGACCAUGUCAGGGAGGUGGGGAUUUAAGGAAAAAUAAGGGAGGUAAUGUAAACCAUGGAGGAGGUGGAGAUUUCCGAAUAGGUGGAGGGGGAGUAGGAGAUGGAGGAGGUGGAGAUUUGAAGGUAGGAGGAGGGGGAGAAGGAGAUGGAGGAGGUGGAGAUUUGAAGGCAGGAGGAGGGGGCGAAGGAGAUGGAGGAGGUGGAGAUUUAAAGGGAAAGAAAGGAGGCAAUACAAACCAAGGAGGAGGUGGAGAUUUAGGGACAGGAGGAGGGGGUGAAGGAGAUGGAGGAGGCGGAGAUUUAAAGGGAAAGAAAGGAGGCAAUACAAACCAUGGAGGAGGUGGAGAUUUAGGGACAGGAGGAGAGGGAGAAGGAGAUGGAGGAGGUGGAGAUUUGAAGAUAGAUGGAGGAGGCGAGGGGGUGGAGAUGGUGAUGGAACAGGAGAAGUAUAAGGAGGCGAUGGAGAUAUUGAUGAAUCUGGUGAAAUUUUUGGAGCUGGUAUUGGUGAAGGAUGGAGACAGUGAUGGAACUUGUGAAAUUUUUGGAGGGGAUACCAGUGGUGAAGUAUUAGGAGGUGAUGGGAAUAGAAUGGGAGCUGGAGCUGGAGCUGAAGAUAGUGAUGGAACUGGAGGGGAUAGCGGUGGAUAUUUUGUUGGUGGUGGUGGUGGAGGAGGAUAUUUUGUUGGUUGUGACGGUGGUGGUGGUGGAGACUUUUUCUUAUUUGGAGGUGGCGGCGGUGGCGGUGGAGAGUUUUUCUUCUUUGGAGGGGGUGGCGGGGACUCUUUCUUACUUGGAGGUGGUGGUGAUGGUGGUGGCGGCGGAAACCUUUUCUUAGUUGGAGGUGGUGGCGGGGACUUUUUCUUACUUGGAGGUGGUGGUGAUGGUGGUGGCGGCGGAGACCUUUUCUUAGUUGGAGGUGGUGGUGGGGACUUUUUCUUACUUGGAGGUGGUGGUGGUGGUGAUCGUAAUAGUUGA
Dovyalis caffra is the source of this 1068-nucleotide messenger RNA. NCBI's taxonomy places the organism in Eukaryota, Viridiplantae, Streptophyta, Magnoliopsida, Malpighiales, Salicaceae. The record is from the annotation of a GenBank genome assembly.